GUAUAUGAGUGACCUAAAGCUGCAAAUUAAAACGGAGAGAAAGCAGUAUCAACUGCGAGCAGGGCAAGGAUGCCAAUUCCUCCUCCCCCUCCACCACCCCCUGGUCCUCCUCCACCUCCCACUUUUAAUCAGUAUAAAUGGAGAUUUGGACAAGUCACAUCAGAACAGGAACUAGUCUUUUGCCCCAAAACUAUUCUAUAAAGGUGAGCACAGCAUUUCUCUGGCAUUGUUGAGAAAAGGGACGGCAACUCCUGGUUGUUACUUGCUACUGUUUCAUCUCCUUUUCUUUCACUCCAAACCAGUUCAUCCUAAGGCCAAGUCCAUUAAGUCUACUACACCAUCAAAAAAGAAAGGAGUUUCCAGAAAAUAUUAGUACGAAGACUUAAAGGUUUGAUAACAGAAGGAAAAAAAAGCAAUGUGGCUUCUGAACCGAAGAGGCAACCAUGUUUACUAUAUGUGGAUUGUGAUAUCUGGUGUUACAUGAGAAAGAAGCAACUUGGGUGCUUUCUCUCUCUCUCUCUCUCUCUCUCUCUCUUUUUUUUUUUAAGUAAUUUUUAUACCCAACGUAGGGUAGAAUUCAAAGAUCAAGAGUUUCAUGCUCUACCAACUGAGCCAGCCAGGCAUGCCUGCUUUAUCUCAUUUUUGUAAAAUUUUAAAGCAAAAGAAACUUGAGGGAAUGAAUAUCGUGUGUGUGUGUGUGUGUGUGUGUGUGUGUGUGUGUGUAGCAGAUGAGAAAUAGUGCCUGAAAGUGUCGGUGUAAGUGUGUCUUAGGUGUUUAACAGAUGAGAGGUAGUACCCCUAAGGAGGCAAAGUGACUUGCCUAGCUAAUUUAUUUUAGAACUAGGACUAGAGUUCAGGUCUGCCCACUUGUUUUUUUUCCGUAAGUUCUGGUUUUCAGACAUUUUGUUGGAGGGUAUGUAUGAACCCUCUUUCUGGAUGAAAUUUUAUGUGGAAGCCCAAUAAGUGAAAUGGAAAGCAGAGCUGCUCUGGUCAUAGUGGGAUUCAAGGACCCAAAGUAUAUCCUUGGAUCUGUAUAACUUCCUGGGUUAAUGCUCUGCAUCAUGCUGUCUUAGUCAUUUACUCAGUAGCCUUUUGUUGUGUACUUGACCAUGUCAGAGACUUGGCUUGGCAUACAACUUAGAAAAUCCAGAUAAUUUUACUCCAUACUUCUUUCUAUAUUGCUUGACUCUUUCCCAAUAAGAUUUAUUUAUGUAAUUGAAAGAGAGGGAAAACAUGCAGAUAAGAAAAACAGAUUAAAAAUAAUCUGUAAUACCAUUGGCCAGAAAGGACAAUUUCUGCCUUCAAAGGCUCCAGCACAAUGGGUGAAACAGACAAGUCAGCAGGCAAAUUCCAUGCUACACAGAGAUAAAUGAAGCCAUAAAGGAGCAGGCCUCACCUACCGGCUCUGGAGGGAGUGGAGGCAGUCAGAGGCGGCUUCUAGUCAGGAGGUGAUACUUGAGGGGAGUCUUAACAGAUGAGUAGCAUUUAGCCAGAAAGUGAAGAGUGAGGGCAGGCACUUGGUAUUGAAGUAGAACGGAAGGGUGCUGAUGUGUGGGAAAGCACACCCAGGAUCGGAUCAUUGCUGGAGGGGUGUGGUGGGAAAUGAAGCUGGAGGCAGGCACAGGCUGAGAGGGUUUGGGUUUUUCUCCAGGCAGUGAUAGGGAGGUAGUGUAUUUUUAACAGCAGGAAUCAACUGAUUGGGUGCAUUAGAAAAGUGUGGAUAGUAGGUUGGGGUUGAGACUGGAGACAGAAGGCUGUUACAGUUGAAAAUCGAGAGUUUUGCACUAACACAGCAAAGAUGGAAGAAAUGAAGAUGAGAGGCAUUUAGAAAGUAAAAUCUUUUUUUUUUAAGUUUAUUUUGAGCGAGAGCGAGUGCGCGCGUGCAUGGAGGAGGGGCAGAGAGAGAAGGAGAGAGAGAAUCCCAAGUAGGCUGUUGCGGUGCUUGAACUCACUAACCCAUGAAAUCAUGACCUGGGCCGAAAUUGAGUUGGAUGCUUAACAAACUGAGCCAGCCAGGCGCCCCUAGAAAGUAAAAUCUUAAAGAGUUGGUAACAGUUGUAAGACUGAGGAAGAGGAAGGAAGUUGGAAUGACUCUAGUUUGGGGGACUGAAUGUUGUUGACAAAGAGAAACAGGUUUGUGGAGGAGGAUAUGAACUCAAUUUUGCAUAUGUUUAGUAAUGUUUUAAUAAUUUUCUCUUUACAAAAGUAAUGAGUAAGAAAUUUAUGAACUAUGGCUUGGAUGCCUGGCUGGCUCACUUGGUAGAACAUGGGACUCUUGAUCUUGGGGUUGUGAGUUUAAGCCCCAUCGUGGGCAUAGGAUUUAUUUUUAAAAGAAAGAAAUUGGGGCUCCUGGGUGGCUCAGUUGGUUGAGCGUCUGACUAUUGAUUUCAGCUUAGGUCAUGAUCGUAGGGUCAGGGGAUCAAGUCCCACAUUGGGCUUUUAGCUGACAGCACGGAGCCUGCUUGGGAAUCUUUUUCUCCCCCUCUCUCUGCCCCUUCCCUGCUCUCUUUCUCUCUCUCAAAAUAAAUAAACAUUUAAAAAAGAAAUGUAUUAACUAUGGAUAAGUAUAAAGAUAAAUAUAAAGGAUUAUACUUAAUCCAAUGAUUCAUAAUAGUUUUGUGUAUAUCCGUCCCCUCCCUUCCUCCCUUUUAUCUGGGCCUUUUUUCUACUUUUUUAAAAAGGAGGCUGUGCUGUAUAUACAUACUGAUUUGUUUUGUUUUCUUUUCCCCUCCCCCACGCUGCUAUGCGUACUGAGUUCUAAUCUGCUUACUCAUUAAUACAUCAUGAAUGACUUCUCACAUCAUUAAAUGGCAAACACAGAGCCGCCCAAGCUGAGUAGAGAUGAGCAGCGGGGUCGAGGUGCCCUAUUACAGGAUAUCUGCAAAGGGACCAAGCUGAAGAAGGUGACCAAUGUUAAUGAUCGGAGUGCUCCCAUCCUUGAGAAACCCAAAGGAAGCAGUGGUGGUUAUGGCUCUGGAGCAGUUGCCCUGCAGCCCAAGGGAGGUCUCUUCCAAGGGGGAGUGCCGAAGCUCCGACCUGUGGGAGCCAAGGAUGGUUCAGAGAACCUAGCUGGUAAGCCAGCCCUACAAGUCCCCAGUUCUCGAGCUGCUGCCCCAAGGCCACCGGUGUCUACAGCCAGUGGGCGCCCUCAAGAUGAUACAGACAGCAGCCGAGCCUCACUCCCAGAACUGCCCCGGAUGCAGAGACCAUCGUUACCGGACCUCUCUAGGCCUAAUACCACCAGCAGUACAGGCAUGAAGCACAGCAGCUCUGCCCCUCCUCCACCACCCCCGGGGCGGCGGGCCAACGCUCCCCCUACACCUCUGCCUGUGCACAGCAACAAAGCCCUAGCCUACAACAGAGAGAAACCCUUGCCGCCCACACCUGGACAAAGGCUGCACCUUGGUCGAGAGGGACCUCCUGCUCCACCCCCAGUCAAACCACCUCCUUCCCCUGUGACUAUUAGAACGGGACCAAGUGGCCAGUCUCUGGCUCCUCCUCCUCCGCCUUACCGCCAGCCUCCUGGGGUCCCCAAUGGACCCUCCAGUCCCACUAACGAGUCAGCCCCUGAGCUGCCCCAGAGACACAAUUCUUUGCAUAGGAAGACACCGGGGCCUGUCAGAGGCCUAGCGCCUCCUCCACCCACCUCAGCUUCUCCCUCGCUACAGAGUAAUAGGCCACCACCCCCAGCCCGGGACCCUCCCAGUCGGGGAGCAGCUCCUCUACCCCCACCACCCAUGAUCCGAAAUGGUGCCAGGGAUGCUCCCCCUCCCCCACCACCAUACCGAAUGCAUGGGUCAGAACCCCUGAGCCGAGGAAAGCCCCCACCUCCUCCCUCAAGGACGCCAGCUGGACCACCCCCUCCUCCUCCACCACCCCUGAGGAAUGGCCACAGAGAUUCUAUUACCACUGUCCGAUCUUUCUUGGAUGAUUUUGAGUCAAAGUAUUCUUUCCAUCCAGUAGAAGACUUUCCUGCUCCAGAAGAAUAUAAACACUUUCAAAGAAUAUAUCCCAGCAAAACAAACCGAGCUGCCCGUGGAGCCCCACCUCUGCCACCCAUUCUCAGGUGAAGCCUGGCUUGGUCCUGUUCCUCAGGAUAAGGAUGGACCCUCUCCUGUGCUCAGAUGGUCCCUUCCAUUCCCCUGAAACCUGCAUGAGAGCUCCUGAUGUGUUUCUCCAGUGCAACCCACCUCUAGACACCAAGCGUCCUCCCCACUCACCUCCAUCUAUGCAUCUCGUCUCUAGACUUGGUGAUUGGACUCUUUAUAUUGACAGGAGGGUCUCAAACCCUGCAUCCAUCCCUCCUCUUGCAAGCCCUGCUAGCCAGAUGAGGAAAAAGCUUCCAUGUCUCCUGCUUUCCUUUUGGGGAAAGGUGCCUUGUUGUGAUGAAUGAACUCAUUGUUGGGGCAGGGUGGAGAAUGGUACUCCUACCUUCUCCUACCCACAGUGGGGGAAGCUUGGCGAGUAUAUUCUAUUUCAUCAUUCAGGAGGCUGGCAUGGCCAGGACUUCUGGGGGGUGGGCAUUUUUAGUGAAACAGGAAAGGAAUUUGCAGAGAAGUGAUCUGUUUUAAAGGUCAUGUUUGAAAAAAGGGCAAAGAAACGGUUCUGCUUUCUUUUUAGGGGUAUUUUGGUUUUGUUUUCACCCCACCCCAUCCCACCACCCCAGGGAGAAGUUGGAUAUUACAAAUACUAAAUACUAAUCAGUUGAACUAAACAUCUAAUAAGAAGAGAGGGUGAAAUAAACUGGGGAUCCUUUUAGAGCUAGUCCGUUUCUGUGCAGCAAAGGGACCAGGAGCCAUUUGCAUCCUCUGGGAAUCCCUGCCCAUUUGCCCAUUUCCUCAGGGUGCUGAGGCUGAGGGAUGUUUUUCCUCUCUGCACUGCCCACUCCCUCAAGAGAAAAGUCCCAUUUUUUCGUUCAUUACAGAUUCACAUACUCCAAAAACCUGCAAUGGGAGAUGGGGAGAUAAGGCCUUGGCCUUGACACCUGGCCCUUUUAGUCCUGCUCAGAACCUUCAGCCCCUCAUGGGUGCUCCAGGAUGACAAGGGAAGGGUGAAGCACCUCAUGGAAGGGAUCAGCUCUGUGGACUUCGAAGGACUUUAAGGCCUACUUAUUCCAAAGUUCACAGCCCAUCUGGCUGAGUAUGUUCUUUCUGUUCCUUUCUCCACCACUCUUGCCUUCCCAAGACUGAAGGGGUUAUACAACCAAAUAGAGAAGGGUGAGGAAGCUUAUGGGGAUAGUCAAAGAUUCCUCUGUGCCAAGAAGCACAAAGACUUUGGUGAGGUGUGCUUCAGUCCAGUUGAUCUUCCUUGGCAGUCAGCAAUAUGUUUCUUUGUCUUCCAGUCCUGGUUAAAGGGCACAGAGGAAAUGGGUCCCAAUCUAGGUAGGAACUGAGCUUGGAUGGUGCGACAGGGACUUCACCAUUCUCCAGCAGCAGGAUGGGGCUCCCUGGGUUCUCCACAUGGGUUGGUUUGGUUUGCUACAGCUCUUGCCAAGUGCGGAGACUGCUCAAAGCUUGGAGUUAGAGCAGGAGAGCCAGGGCUGUUCCUUGAAAUGGAUGGGGAGAGUCAAUUAAAAAUUAUCACCAGGUACAUUCAACAGGCUUAAACUGCCUUAGGGACCUCUCUAAUCUGUUAGAUCACAGACUAAGGAUCUGUGCCUGGUGCCCAGUGAAACCCAAGUCUUCCCAGUGCUAGAUGGGAGAGCUCUCAACUUGGGUUAUUUGUAUGGGGUCUGCUAUCCUCUGCCAUCCCCUGGACUACAUUGGGCCUUGGGACAAACCAUGGUGAGGUCUGUCACCAAACUUUUCUAAUCAUUCUCUUUAUUGUUUUUAUUUUCAAAUCUGUUAGCAGUUACCUCCCAGCAGUAUAUCCCUAGCAUCCUGAAGCCAGGAUAGCUGAGACAGGGCACUAGUGGAGGGAAAGAGUUACAAGAGUUAAUUCUGCAGCAGAGUUCCAGGGAGAUGCUGACCAGUUGCUGAACUUGGACUGUGAAGUCUUCCCAUUUGUUUUUGAAAUGGGAGUUGAUGCCUUUUGUACAAUGUUAUCAAAGUAUAUCUUUUUUUUUUCCUCCUUUACUCAAACAUAGAGCAUCAAAAUGAGUAUCACAAGUAAAAGCCAAACCCCAGCUUUUCAUUGGGGCUGAUAAUCCUCCUCUGUGACCUGCUGUCCCUCAUAUUCCCCAGCAUUUGGGCUGUGUCACAUGGGUAUUGAUUGUAUUCUCAUUUUCUUGGCCUCAUGAAAAAAGGCCUGGGCCUAGAUCUAAUCAGAGGGAUUUUCUUCUUGAGAGCAUGUUGAUGGCACAGUACCUAUUUAAAUGUCUUUUGCCUUAUACGUUAUUUGGUCCCUCUGUUAAUAACAGAUUUAUUGUCAUGUAUAUUUACUAUUGAAGAAUGGGAAUGUGAUCCUCAUAGUUAUUGAUCUAUUUUAUAUGUUGUAAAAAGCUUGUAAAAUAGAUUUAAGGUGGGCUGGCUGCAAGAGCACUAAAACUUCUCACCUUUUAAACUGCUCUUUUUAUCUGCUUGUGGGAAUUUUGUCUCUUCAGUGGAAGAUUGGGUGGUCUCAUGUUGAGACUAUUGCCCAGUCCCAUUAACCCCCUUAUUCCCUCCCAGAAGGAAGAGACAUUGCCUAACAAAGCAUCAGGAAUCUGUGUUAAAAACCCUUGUGCGGGUUUGGUUUUAUGAUGUUUUUCUCUAGUGGGAAAAACUUAAUUGUUUCUUUCCACCCUUUCUGGGAAGCAGAGCAGUGGCUUCCAGGUUUUUAAAUGAGCUAGAUGCCCCUCUUCCCUCUUUUUUGGUCACCAGACCUGGAUCGAAUCACUUUGAUAUUCCAGGUAUGGUUUUUUUCUGUUGUGGGGAUUUCCUCCAGCUGCAGAACCCUAUCAUCCUCACAGCGUGGGCUCCCAGAGUGUGGGUUUAGGGCUACCCCACCUGACGGAUGUGAGGCUGCUGUCUCCAGAAAUGCAUCCCAGCACUCCUAACUGGCAAACGCAAGGAGACUAGCCACUGGCCAUUGCACUGGGGGCAUUCCCUCCCCCGACAGCUUCCCAACUUGAAGCCCAGAUUUACCUCCAGGGAGAGGUGAGAAAAAAUUGUAAAUAGACUUGCUACAGAGCAACUCAGGGUUGGGGUGUGUUUUAAUUCUCCUGAUCACUUGAAAUAAUCUGUAGGCUGAGUGCUUAUGGGAGUGGGGGAGAAAUGUGACUCCAGGGUCCUUCCCUUCCGCAAAGCUCUGGGGGUGGAGUACAGGGCAUCUGAGGCCCUUUGAUGGCACUACACUGAGCUGUCUGUCCUUCUGGAAACCCAACCUACGAUCAACUGCAAAUCCAAUUCUUCACAUUCCAGUUGUAGCCUUUCUUUCCCUACUGAAUCUCAGUCCCUGGCCAUGUGGUCAAGGUGGCUUUCUGUAAGACACCCUGAUUUAGGGAAUGGAAGGCAUUACAAGUCUGCCUUCAAGACUCAUCUCUUAAAAGCAAAAUGUAACAAAAUUACAGCCACCUUCAAGAUACAUACAAAAAGAAGGAUAACUUUAACUGAAGGAAGGAUUUGGUUCCAUUCAACUCCACGGUCAUUGUGCCUUUACUUGUGUUAGAGUUCUCUGCUUUCUUCCUCUCUCCCUUUGAAGCAAUUAAAAUCUUCCUUGAUAACUGCUGUUUCCUUCUUUCUACUCUUGUUUCUAACAGCUUAGUGGGUUUCCUCUAAUUGUCUUAAAUCUCAUUCCACUGGUGGCAGAGGGGCCAAGCCUUCUUUUCUCAUGUCUAACCUUUGUCCUUUCCCACGGGACCAGUGUGAAAGUCAUAGUCAACACUGAAUAAAAGACUAGAGUGACAUGUGUGGCGUGUGUGAGUGUGUGUGUCUGUCCAUCUUUGCGUGUGGGUCAGUUUAUUUUCUUUUUAAAAAAUAAUUUAUUGUAUGACUUAUUUUGGAGUUCUACUCCAAUUACAGUGCUCCCUCACCCAAUUAGCAGUGAUUUUGCCCCCUCCCUCCCCACAAUGUAUAGUCUGGUCUCAGGUUGGAUUCUUUGGUACAUUUCUUUCUUCUGGAUGCCGUGCAGUUUAAUUAAACCUUGCUUAAAAACAAAACCCUGAAAACUGUGUACUCUUGUCUGGAACGCCGCCUCAAGUGGUGGCAUAGAGAGGGGAGAAAAUCUGUUGCCUUCAGUGAGUGUAGUGGUUUGACUAGGACCUCUGAGAAGGGAGAUGCACUGACUUGGGCGGAAGCAUCUGGUAGCUGGAGGGGUUUUCCCUCCUCCCCUCUUGCUGUUUAGAAUACCACAGUUCAUUAGCCAUGCUCACCUGGGUGAUUCUGAUAGAUUUGGUCAUCAGUGUUUGCCACCUACCUGAUUUCAGGGGACCCAGGAGAUGCUCUGGCCUUGUCCUCUCCUUCUAUCUCUUAAGCUUCUUUCUACCUGUGUUGCAUGGCAGUCUCAGACUGAGGUAUGGAAGAAAAGGUGGGGGCAGAGCAGACAUACUGUGCGUGUCUAUUUUUAUUGUUUUUUUUUUUUUUUUCCCCUUUCCUGCUUUUUGCAUUGAAAUCUUAGCUGGCUUUCUUGAACUUUGACUUGGGGUGUAAAAACUGAACCAGACAUUCUCUGCUUACUGUGGUCAGCUGACAUAAUCACCACCAAGACUUAAUGAGCUUACCUUGCACUUUUCAUCACUAGGAAAGGUCUUGAAAUUAUUUCCCAUACUGAUUCAUUAUGGGUGUGUGUAUGAAUCACUUUCACAUAAUUUUAGAUAUGAAAACAUGUGAGAGGGAGGGGGGAAAGGCCUCCUUUCAUUUUCAUCCAUACUUAACAGAUUGGCUGAAUCCCUGAUUAUUUGACCCAUCAUUGUUAUUAAUAUGAUUAAUAAACUACCUAUUUAUUGAUUUAA
This is a messenger RNA of Neofelis nebulosa (Clouded leopard), 8869 nucleotides long. RefSeq names its product WAS/WASL interacting protein family member 2 (gene WIPF2). Lineage: Eukaryota; Metazoa; Chordata; Mammalia; Carnivora; Felidae. The transcript is spliced from 8 exons. The coding region runs from base 2808 to 4070 and encodes 420 amino acids. Gene Ontology annotation, molecular function: actin binding. The record is from RefSeq and is a predicted model, not a curated record.